CAAAUUGAAUUGAGAAAAAAAAAAUCACAACAAACCCACGUGGGAUAUAACGGAAGUGACGUCACGUAUCAACCCGGAAACCGGCACAAACAACAGGCUUUCUUUGAGUCACUCAGCUACAGAUCUAUCGACCAGGAUCAUCGUGAACAUAAUGGCCGCGGAUUGGUUGGGUAACGUUGUGUCUAUAAACUGUGGGCUGACGUUGGGAGUUUAUCAGGGAGAGGUGUCGUCUGUUGAUCACGCCAGCCAGACCAUCUCACUGAGACAGCCCUAUCACAACGGGGUCAAAUGUCCUCUCCCAGAGGUCACUUUCAGUGCCAUGGAUAUCAAGGAGCUGAAGUUCCUAGAUAUCCAGAAAACAGUCAACAAGCCCGGCUCUGGUCAGGGAGCUGCAACAGAGCCCAGCUUCAUACCUUCAGCACGCCACAGUCAGAGUAACAGAGUCACUCAGCCUCUUGUAACAAGCAGCAGCUCUCAGUCCAGCACUGCUCCAAUCACCAUCCUACGCAGAGCCCCUGCAGGUUCAUCUAACGGCAGAGGAGCGAGCCAGGCCACACAAAAGAAAAACAGUGUGAGGAAUGGAGGCACUGCUGGAGGGCCGACGAAGACAAAGGAUGACGAGUGCUUCGGAGGCGGGACCGAUGACAACAUGGACGCAGACUUCGACUUUGAGGGAAACCUGGCUCUGUUCGACAAAGUUGCCGUCUUCUCCAAGAUUGAGAAGGGCGGCAGGGCGCAGCAUCCCAGCACACAGGGAGCAGAGCAGAAGCCCCUGUCCUAUCGCCAUGAUCAGAAUAUCCUGGAGGUGAAACCCGUCAUAUACCGACAGAUAACAGUGCCCCAGCAUGGAGGCAAAGAGUACUGUACCGAUUCAGGCUUGGUGGUUCCCAGCGUGACCUAUGAGCUCCAUAAGCGUCUACUAGCGGCUGCAGAGCGCUGGGGCCUGUCUCUUGAGCGCCGGCUGGAGAUGAUCGGUGUGUGUUCCAGUCAGAUGGCUCUCACUCUGCUGGGCGGACCAAACAGACUCACCCCAAAAAAUGUCCACCAGAGGCCCACUGUGGUCCUCCUGUGUGGGCCACACAUCCAGGGAGCCCAAGGCAUCAGCUGCGCUAGACACUUGGCCAACCGCGAAGUGGAGGUCAUCCUGUUCCUGCCCAAUUUUGUCAAGAUGCAGGAGUCGGUCACCAGCGAGGUCCAGCUCUACAGCAGGACAAGCAGCAAGCAAGUGGCCAGCAUCAAAGAACUGCCAACAAGCCCCGUUGAUCUGGUCAUCAACUGCCUCGAUUGUCACGAGAACCCACUGCUGAGGGAGCAGUCCUGGUACCAAUCAGCCGCCGACUGGGCCAACCAGAACCGGGCUCCAGUCCUGAGUAUCGAUCCCGGGAUCAGCGGUCAGCAUCAGACUGUCGAGGCCAAGUGGACCCUCUCUUUGGGCCUUCCUUUACCUUUAGCUGAGACGGAGAGCAGGGUCUACCUCUGUGACAUCGGUAUCCCUAAAUCAGUUUUCCAGGAAGUUGGAAUCGACUACCGCUCACCCUUUGGAUGUAAAUUUGUCAUCCCGUUGCACACGCCGUGACGGAGCACCCACUGACAUUGCACUUAAUGGACAAUAGGAGGGAAUGGUCUGCUUUUCCACAGUGGGUAAAGGUACUGUUGUGUUUGUGGCAAUAGCUGAAGAUAAGGUAAACUAUGUUUUGUUACAAAGUGUACAUAACGUCAUGACACGUCUGAAGGCAUACGGUUUAGGGUCUUUCCUCUCUAUCCCGCUGGAAACUCCCGGUGGUUGCCGCGCGUUGCGUGCGACACCUCUUGUUUUCGAGAGGGAAAGGUUUCCUGUUCUUCGGUGUGUUUUGAUAAGGGCUCUGUGACUAUGUGAAUAUGUUUACAAAAUGCUGACCACUGUGAGUCUAUCUGUGACCUCUGAUCCUGUGACCAGUCAGAGCAGCAGAGACACAGUUCCUGUUUCCUCCUUUUAGAUUGCAUGUGGAGUCCGGUCCUGACCCCGUGACCCUCGUGCACAGCUCAGCCUAAAGCCGUCUGCCAACCCAAACCUGCCAUUCAUCUGACCCACAGUCCACGUCCAUUGUCUUUCAAUGUAAUGCAAUUUUGUACUCACUCAAACGGGUGUGUUUUGUCUAGUAAUAGUUGUAGCAUGUUUCACUGAAAAGGGGAUAUUACACAGAAUCUAUAUUUGUAUUUAUUUUUGGAAUACAUCUCAGGACAGUGUUUGAAAAAUGUAAAAACUUUAUAUUUGCAUUUACAUUACAUCCAAUAGCACUCUUCUUGCGCUGUCGGGUGUUUUGAGUUUAUGACUACUGACACUGAAAAUGAAAAGUGGUAGCAGGCACCCCUGAGGAUUAAUUUUCUGUAUUUCUGAAGUCUUGCAGAUUAGGCAGGAUUUUGAAGCACACAUUCCAAGGACCAAAAUCAUCUUGGACCAGGUUAAUCUCUAGGGCUCAGAGCUAGUUAGGUGUAGUGAAACCUAAUUAUUAUUUUCCAUUUUAGAUUCAGCCACCUUCAGUGAAGCAACCACUUCCUGUCUUUUGGUCAACACAGUGAACUCCUGUUAAAAGCUCAGAUCAGCAAACUGCAAAAUGAAAACAACCUUAUUUUUAGACUGGCAGCUAUGCACUUUUGAAAUUAUGCUGAUAGCUUUUUUUAAGAGCGCUUAAGUCCUUGCGUCAUGAACUUCUUUUC
This is a messenger RNA of Sebastes umbrosus (honeycomb rockfish), 2697 nucleotides long. RefSeq names its product enhancer of mRNA-decapping protein 3-like. NCBI's taxonomy places the organism in Eukaryota, Metazoa, Chordata, Actinopteri, Perciformes, Sebastidae. The record is from RefSeq and is a predicted model, not a curated record. Gene Ontology annotation, biological process: deadenylation-independent decapping of nuclear-transcribed mRNA; P-body assembly. The transcript is spliced from 7 exons. The coding region runs from base 152 to 1576 and encodes 474 amino acids. Gene Ontology annotation, cellular component: P-body. Gene Ontology annotation, molecular function: mRNA binding.